Microplitis mediator is the source of this 1902-nucleotide messenger RNA. It is a transcript of the gene Shmt, whose product is annotated as serine hydroxymethyltransferase. NCBI's taxonomy places the organism in Eukaryota, Metazoa, Arthropoda, Insecta, Hymenoptera, Braconidae. Gene Ontology annotation, molecular function: glycine hydroxymethyltransferase activity; zinc ion binding; serine binding. Bases 173 to 1735 code for a protein of 520 amino acids. The record is from RefSeq and is a predicted model, not a curated record. Gene Ontology annotation, biological process: protein homotetramerization; folic acid metabolic process; tetrahydrofolate interconversion. Gene Ontology annotation, cellular component: cytoplasm; cytosol; nucleus. The transcript is spliced from 5 exons.
CAAAUUAAAGAGAAAGGUGAACUCCAGAACUAGAUCAACUUAGAACACAUAUGGGGAUAAAUUAAAGUGAAUGUUGUUUUUCAUGUUUUCCUGGUCAAUUUUUUCCGGUAAAUAAAGUAUUAAUUUCUUCAAUGUAUUUACAGCCGCGAUUAAUAAUUUAAAUCAAGAAAAAAUGGUGGCCAGAUGGAAGUGUUUGAAUUUUUAUGGCAUUCGAUUGGUUGGAAAUUUUUUAAUGAAUCAACAAGAGCCGGUCGAACGAGCUCUCCAAGGUCGUCUUAUAAAAUCAACGCUCUUUCGUAGAUCAAUUGGUUCAUCGAGCACGUGUUUUAACAGCAAUAAAAUGGCCGGAGUUCUGCAGCAAAAUUUGUGGGAGUGCGAUGCUGAGUUAUUCAAAAUAAUGAAAAAGGAAAAGCAACGACAGAAACGUGGAUUGGAAUUAAUUGCCAGUGAAAAUUUUACAUCACUAAGUGUACUCCAAUGUCUAAGCUCAUGUUUGCAUAACAAAUAUAGUGAAGGACUUCCUGGUCAACGGUAUUAUGGAGGCAAUGAGUUCAUUGAUCAAGUUGAAUUGCUGGCACAAAAACGCGCUCUCGAAGCAUUUAAUCUAGACCCCGAAAAAUGGGGUUGCAAUGUUCAGCCUUACUCUGGUAGUCCUGCUAAUUUCGCUGUUUACACCGGAUUAAUUGAACCCCAUGGCAGGAUAAUGGGUCUUGAUCUCCCAGACGGUGGUCAUCUUACCCACGGAUUUUUUACUGCAACUAAAAAAAUAUCCGCCACGUCAAUCUUCUUCGAGUCGAUGCCUUACAAAGUGGAUCCAUCAACAGGAUUAAUAAACUACGAUAAGCUAGCAGAGGAAGCCAAACUUUUCAAACCUAAAAUAAUAAUCGCCGGGGUGUCGUGCUACAGCCGAUGCUUAGAUUACAAAAGAUUCCGUGAGAUUGCUGAUGAAAACGGCGCCUAUUUGUUCAGCGACAUGGCUCACAUCUCCGGUCUAGUUGCAGCCGGAGUGAUACCGAGUCCCUUUGAGUACAGCGACGUCGUCUCGACGACGACCCACAAGACACUCCGGGGUCCACGUGCUGGUGUUAUAUUUUUCCGCAAGGGUGUAAAAAGCGUCGGUAAAAAUGGCGAGAAGACGAUGUAUGACUUCGAAAGUAAAAUAAAUCAAGCCGUGUUCCCAGGAUUGCAGGGUGGUCCACACAACCAUGCAAUCGCUGCCAUCGCGACGGCUAUGAAACAGGCGCAGACUCCGGAAUUCGCUAGCUAUCAAAAGCAAGUUGUUGCUAACGCACAGGAAUUAUGCAAAAGUCUCAAAGCUCUUGGAUACAAAAUCAGUACUGAUGGUACUGACGUCCAUUUGCUGCUCGUCGAUCUACGGAACACGGGAGUAACUGGAUCUAAAGCUGAACGUAUUUUAGAAGACAUAUCCAUUGCUUGUAAUAAAAAUACUGUCCCUGGUGACAAGAGUGCUUUGAAUCCGAGCGGAAUAAGAUUGGGUACACCAGCACUCACUACUCGUGGAUUCAAACAAGAAAAUUUCAAAGCCGUCGCUGAAUUCAUUCAUCGUGGGCUGGAAUUAUCCAAAGCAGUGACAGCUAAAUCUGGACCCAAACUCGUUGAUUUUAAAUCAGUAUUGGAUAAUGACUCGGAAAUAAAGGCCAAGGUCGCGGCUCUUCGUCACGAAGUCGAGGAAUACGCGAGCAAAUUUCCCCUCCCGGGAUUGGACGAGUACUAAAAUAAUUACUUUUAAAAAACAAUUGUAAUUUUAAAUUUAUUUCUCAUCAUUCCCAUUUUUUAAUCUCAUACAUACGAUUUUUUUUUAAAUAUCAUAAAUAGUUUUGAUAAUCAAUGUUUCUAUUUUUGUACAUAGAAAUAAAAAUUUUUGAAUAUUUAAAUAAAAAA